This is a messenger RNA of Musa acuminata AAA Group (dessert banana), 2171 nucleotides long. RefSeq names its product casparian strip membrane protein 1-like. The record is from RefSeq and is a predicted model, not a curated record. Lineage: Eukaryota; Viridiplantae; Streptophyta; Magnoliopsida; Zingiberales; Musaceae. Bases 153 to 974 code for a protein of 273 amino acids. The transcript has 5 exons.
AGGAUUGUUCUUCUCUCCCCACAUUAACAGGGAGAACGUAAAGAAAAUGGAUUUGUAGCUUUGAAUGCAGGUUAGGUGAUAGCUAAUGGCUCUUCCUGCUCCUUCGAGCUGCACCACCACCUCCAACUUACUUCACAAAGCUCCUAUUAAUAAUGAGUUCCCACCUUCUCCACUGCAGUCUCAGCGGCCGCCAGCUUCCUUCACCUGUAUAUAUUCUCUCCUCCACCCCAACGCUUCAUCACAGCCUCAUCCGAUCCCUUCUUCCCGAUCCAGCUCCCAGCAUGAGCACCAGCGAAGCCGCCCCCUCCGCCACCGCGAUCACCAUCGAUGACUCCGAUGCCAGAGGAAAAGCCCCUGCUGCUGCUCCGGCUCCCUCGGCACCUCCUCCUCCUGCUGCCGCCGCCGCCCCCGCCGCCCCUAAAGAUCGACGCUUCCCCUUCCUUCUCAGGAAGACCAAGGCCGCUGGCGGGGGGUGCAAGAGAGGCGUAGCCUGCUUCGACUUCCUUCUACGGCUCUGCGCGAUAGCUGCUACGCUCGUCGCCGCCAUCAUGAUGGGAACCACCGAUGAGACUCUCCCUUUCUUCACUCAGUUCUUCCAGUUCCAUGCCAACUUCGCCGAUCUCCCUGCCUUGACGUUCUUCGUGGUGGGGAAUGCGAUCGCAGCAGGUUACCUCGUCCUCUCCCUCCCCUUCUCCCUAGCCGCCAUGGUUCGGCCCCAAGCGAUCGGGCCAAGGCUUCUGCUCUUCGUCCUCGACACAGUCAUGAUGGAGCUGACGAUCGCUGCGGCUUCUUCGGCGACGGCCAUCGUGUACUUGGCUCACAACGGCAGCUCCAAGGCCAACUGGGUAGCCAUCUGCCUGCGGUUCGAUGGCUUCUGCCAGAGCAUCAGCGGAGCCGUCGUGGCGUCCUUCAUAGCCGUCGUCUUCUUCAUGGUGUUGGUCGUCAUGUCUGCUCUGGUCAUGCGGAAGCAAUAAGAAGCGUGUGUUGGUGGUCUUCUCUCGUGCGCGUCUCUCGUUUCAUGGUUCCGUGACUCUGCUCUGCAGUUGACUCCAUUCCUCAUGUGGUCAAUCUACGAUGCCAUAGAUGUUUGAAUGUGUUCGUGCUGCUGUCAUGUGGUUAUGUAAUGAUGUAUUCUGUGCGACUCUGUGCAUGAAACCGAAAAAGAAAGCUCAUAUUUCUUCUGUGCUUUAAAAUUGUUGACUGAUCAGAUGAACGGUCAUCAUUGGUCCAACAGACCUAACAGUGGGGCCCACCAUUCACUCAUCUCAAGUGAACGGUUGAGAUGGAUGGGUCGGAGGGACUUCAAAAAGCCUCCGCGUAGUUGCCGUCACGCCGCCGCUUUGCACGCGGCUUAAGUCGCCACUGACGAUGUCGGCUCACACCGGUCUGUCGUUGCUUAAGUGGGACGCGAAGCAGCGCCAGCCUUUGACCACACCAAAUCGUAAGCCUAAACUCCCCACAUGAUCCUGCGGGACGAUCCCUAGCCUCGUCGCCUGACGCCGCCUUUACGCCCGGGCUGGAUAGCCUCAUCUCAUCGUCGAUCGAGGAAGCAGAAGCGAAGGCCUAAUUCCGGAUAUCUCAUGGGGUUCUCCGAGUUGUGACAGUUGUUUACCAUGUUGUCGAGACCUCUCCUGCUCGUUUUCCUAUUUUGGUUAUUGAUCAUGGUAACACACUUCGAGCAGCGGCAACAAAUUGUCACCGAAGCUGAAGCCAAUCCUGUGGUGUCGCGAAGGAAGCAACGCAUGUUAGACAGUGAAGAGGUUGUUAAAGAGAAAAUAAUUCUAUCGCAAGAAAAAAGCAUUCAACAACUCCAUGAUCUUGUGCAGAGCCUUAAACAGCAGUUGUUGCAUUGCCGAGGCAUUAACAAUUCAGUGCAUGAUGAUGGAAAUACAUUGAGUGAAAAAAUGUGAACAAGAACUAUAGGCUGCAGAUACUCAACUAAUGUCCAAGGAAUUUACAAGUUAUUUGGCAGCAAGUCUUGUCAUAUUUCUUGCGUGGUGAAUAUGCAAUAGUUCAUCAGGAGUAUUCCUAAUAUUCCAUAAAGGAUACAUAUUUUGUUGUUGCAUUAAAAAUAGAAAGCUGUUAGUUUAUAUGUUUUUCUUUUUUGUGCAUGCUGUAUCUCAUGACAAACUUUCAAAUUUAUGUUAAUGAAGCUAGUCCUUUGAUUAUCA